AACGGUCCGUGGAACCGGCGCCGUUCCUUAUGUCCAGAUUUCGCACAGCUUAACCGUCUUUUCCGCCAAUGGACAUCAUGCAUUGGUAUUGACAGCGGGUAUCUGAGGUCCGCAUUCUUGGCAAAACGGAGCUAUGAAUGUGAGCAAGUGGAAGAAUAAAAGAGCAAAGGGUGCCCGCGCCGGUUGGAAUGAAGAAUGCCAAGCAAUUGAAUUUUUGCCUUCUCUUCCGUCUUCGCGAUGGCUUCCAAGUAUCUCACAGUAGUAUUAGCAUCAGCAGCGAGUGCGAGCAUCGCCACUUGGGGGCAGUGUGGUGGGACUGGAUAUACCGGAGAGACCACAUGCGUGUCUGGCGCAGUAUGCACAACGUAUAACCCAUACUAUGCUCAAUGUGUGCCAGGUUCAGCCACUUCUGCUGCCACCUCCAGCAGUUCCCGCGCAGCAACCACGACGACUUCAAAUGCUGCGACCACUAGCAGCAGCAUCACCAAAGCCACGAGUGCGACUGCGACGACCACCGUUCCCACGAAGGGGGGGAGCACCAGCUCAACAGCACCUACCAGCACUGCAACAAGCGGCACUAGAUACUUUAUCACGUUCGGCGAUUCCUACUCCCAGACUGGUUUCGACAUCAACGGCACGCACCCAUCGGCCGCCAACCCUCUAGGCAACCCUACGCUCCCCGGUUAUACUGCUAGCGGCGGUCUCGACUGGGUCGGUUACAUGGUAACGGAGCACAAUAGUUCUUUGUUGCUCUCAUAUAACCUGGCAUAUGGUGGUGCUACCACAGAUGCUAACUUAGUGACGCCCUACGCUUCGACCGUGCUCAGCUUUGUGGAUCAAGUCAACGAGUUCUCGACUAGCCUGGCCUCAAAGCCAAGCUGGGCCCCUUGGACAGCAGAAAACACUCUCGUUGGUGCGUGGUUAGGUGUCAACGAUGUUGGCAAUACCUUCUGGUUGAGCAACAUGACCGAGGUCAUCGAUGCAGUUACCACCAGGUACUUUGAGUUGUUGCAGGUGACCUAUGACGCUGGCGCAAGGAACUUUGUUCUGCUGGCUGUUCCGCCGACUGACCAGACACCCCUCAUGCUCGCCAAUGAUGCGUCAUCCGAGGCAUCGCUUGUUAGUGCUAUCAGCACCUACAACAACUUCCUGUCGACCAAAUUGGCGACCUUCAAGUCGAACAACAGCGGGGUAACUGCUUGGCUCGUGAACACAACCGUUCCGUUCAUGGAGGCAAUUAACAACCCGACUGCGUAUGGCGCACCCAACGCUACCUGUUAUAACUCGGACGGUGUGAGCUGCCUGUGGUUUAACGACUACCACCCCGGCGUCAAGAUCCAAGGUUUGGUCGCUGAUGCUGUAGCGACGACCGUAGGUGCGCCUUGGUUCACCAGCUAGAUUGCAAAAUAAUCUUUUCCACAAGAGGAAAGUAAAAGAUGAUAAGGGAAUGUCCCCCGUUUCUUGUACAUAAUUCAAUUGACAUAUGUUGUUUCCAACCUUCAAGCAAGCUUGU
This is a messenger RNA of Truncatella angustata, 1513 nucleotides long. RefSeq lists its product as uncharacterized. The transcript is spliced from 4 exons. The coding region runs from base 238 to 1398 and encodes 386 amino acids. Lineage: Eukaryota; Fungi; Ascomycota; Sordariomycetes; Amphisphaeriales; Sporocadaceae. Gene Ontology annotation, molecular function: hydrolase activity, acting on ester bonds; cellulose binding. The record is from RefSeq and is a predicted model, not a curated record. Gene Ontology annotation, biological process: carbohydrate metabolic process. Gene Ontology annotation, cellular component: extracellular region.